AUGGGCGGGAGUCCUAUGGUGCCUUGGCGGUUGGCGGCACCUUCUAUGCAAAGCUCUACGCAGAAAGUGAAGAAGGCAAAGGCGACACCUUCUUUAGGCGAUUCCAAGAGUCGGAACCUAAUGGGCAGCGCCAGAAGCAAAGGUGGAGAGGGCCCAGGUGGGAAGUUGGGCGUAGUAGGCGUGGCAGGCUGGGGCACUGGCACUGGCACUGAGGCUAGGAUGUAG
Molecule: messenger RNA, 225 nt
Organism: Ilex paraguariensis (yerba mate)
Lineage: Eukaryota; Viridiplantae; Streptophyta; Magnoliopsida; Aquifoliales; Aquifoliaceae
Source: the annotation of a GenBank genome assembly